Molecule: messenger RNA, 2841 nt
Organism: Formica exsecta
Lineage: Eukaryota; Metazoa; Arthropoda; Insecta; Hymenoptera; Formicidae
Exons: 15
Coding region: 1-2820 (939 amino acids)
Cellular component (GO): membrane
Molecular function (GO): glutamate-gated receptor activity
Source: RefSeq, a predicted model, not a curated record
AUGGUUGUGCGAUGCAUAUUAACGAUUACGAUUUUUCAACUCGCAAUCAUCGGCUGUUGUGCUGUGAGUGGAAUAAUUUGGUUAAAACAAAAACAGGAAUUUGUACAGUUGUUCAGUAUACCGCAAUUUGCCACUCUUCAAGAAGAAAAUUUGGCUAAAAGUCAAGCGAUAGAAAUACACGAUAUGAAAAACGAAGUAGUGAGAGCUGUGUAUUAUGAGGAAAAAAAUAUGGUAAUGUUUUAUGACAAUGAUACAAAAGUUACUGGUAUUUGCGGCGAUUUAUGGUAUCUUCUUGCGGAUUAUCUCAAUUUCACAUUUAUCCCGAUGAAAACGACCAAUCGAGAUUUUGGAGGAAGGCUAGAGAAUGGUAGCUAUACUGGCGUAAUUGGUAUGCUAAAGCGAAAUGAAGCACAGGCACUUAUGAGAAGCGGAUUCUUUAUAAAUCGCAUGGACGUCUUGGAUUACACAGCGGCUCUUUGGAAAAGCCGAUUUCACAUUUAUGUUCAACCAGAAUCGCUGUUUGAUAAUACGUGGGUAUUUACGCUAUUUUCACCGAUAACAUGGUAUUGUAUAGUGUUCCUGUUUAUUAUCCUAAGUUCCGUUGGUUAUUUUCUGCAGAAAAUACCGAUGGAUUACAAUCCUAAAAAGGAAGUUUCCGUAAAUUUUAGUCUAGGCGAUCAUUUUUUCCAUUCUUUCGCCAUGAUGUGCGCACAAGGCUACAUACCUGACGCUUUUUACAACAAGUUUAAGAUUUUGUCACUGUCAAAGAGUAUAUUCGCAUGGCUGGUAUUGUUAGCUUUUAGUUCCCAUCUCAUAUAUCGCAUGACGAAUAGAGAAACGACGCUACCAUUUGAGGAUUUAGAAACUCUUUUUUCCAAUACAAAAAAGAUCCUACUAGCAUUCCGUGGUUCUAUCAUCUACUAUUAUCUUAAUAAUAAAUAUGAAAAAGACGAAAAUCUAUUUGCGCGUAUUCGAUUCAUAAACAUCGCGGAGGAUAUGCAUAACAUAAUUUGCAACAACCCGAAAAAAUACGCAAUGUUCGAGAUUGACGAUCGAUUUAUGGCAUUGAAUAGAAAUGAUUGCCCGCUCAAAGUCACGGGUAAUUACAACGAGACUUACAUAUCGUUCGGAGUUCAGAAGGAUUAUCCCUUCAAAAAAACUAUAGAUUACGCACUCACUAAAUUCAACGAAGUUGGACUGAUGGACGCUCUUAAAGAUCGUUGGUUGGAUAUAAAAAUGGAGGAAAUAGAACAAAUAGAGUUCAAGAUUAUCGACUUGCAUCAAGUUCAAUUAAUUUUCCUGAUACUUUGUUGGGGAGCGCUUAUAUCAUUUGCGAUACUCGUUCUCGAAAACAUAAUAUACUAUUACGAACUAAAAAAUAUUCAGCGUAGACAAAACAAUUUUAACUCACCGGUGUACAGCAUCACAACGUCCAUUACGUUAUGGGGUUGUUUCGCCAUCACCAUAAUUCCGUCGUCUGAGACAAUGAACGGUAUUAUUUGGAGCAAGAUACAAAAGACUUUCGUGCCAAUUUCCAGUGUACCGAUAUUUGCGAUGAUACAACAAGAACGUCGCAGACAGAGUCGAGCACUCGAGACCCACAAUUUUCAACUGCAGAAUUUGACUGUAACAUCUUUCAAGGAAGAGUAUUUUUUUGAUUUUUACGAUAACGAUACGAAAGUUACAGGAAUUUGCGGUGAAAUGUGGAUCCUUCUUUCCGAAUUGUUAAACUUUACAUUACAGCCAGUGAGAGUAAAUGUAGACGGCAUGGGUGUUCCAGAGGACGACGGAACUUAUAAAAAAGGAUUGUUAGGUAUUAUUACUCGCAAUGAAACUAUUGCAAUACCAAAGAUUGAUACAUUUGUCGAACGAAUUAUGGCUCUUGAUUUUACAGUACCUUUUGGAAUAAACAGCUAUCAUUUGUAUAUUCGUCGUGAAGUGAUACACGACAAUGAAUGGAUGAUAAGAGUUUUUUCUUGGCAAAUAUGGGGCAUUAUAUUCAUAAUGUAUAUACUUAUAAGUAUAUGCACCUUUUUAACGCAGAAUAUUCUUGUAUGGUAUAAAGAUAAGUACCAAAACACCUCUUUCAAUGAACAUUUAUUUUAUAACUUCGGAAAUCUCUGCAAUCAAGGCUACAUUCCCGAAUUCCUAAAUAGAAGAUCAAGGAUAUUAGAAGUAACGCUAGGCUUUUUUUGUUCUUUAAUAUACAUAGCAUUUGGUGCUGUAUUAUUUAUUUAUAUAACGAAGAAUGUUUAUAUACCACCAUUCCAUAGUUUCACUUCUUUAAUAGCUAAUACUAAGUACAGCGUUGUCAGUCUGAAAGGUUCUACUGGAGCUAUGGCAUUUAAGGCACACUCUGAUCCGCGGAUUGUACAAGCAAGAAAGGCAAAACGCUUGAUUAUAAUAUCAACUACUGAGAAUAUGGAAAAAUUUGCAUGUUUCUCGCAAAAAAAGAAAUAUGCUAUAUACCAAGGUGAAGAUGAGUACAAAAUGAGAGAACAUGCUAUGUGUCAUUUGAUUCCAACUGGAAGACCUUUGGUAAAAAUAUGGGUAGCUUCUGGCAUUGUAAAAAAUUUUAAGUACAAAAGGACCGUGGAUCUUGGGAUCCUCAAGUUAAAGGAAAUUGGAUUAUUGAAUAUGUUAAAGAAUCGUUGGUUGGGACAAAAAAUUAAACAGAAUUACGAUGACGAGGCAUCGCAACCGAUUGAGAUAUAUCAAGUUUCUUUAGUAAUUGCAGUGUUGUGUUGUGGGAUGAUAAUUGCUGUUAUUAUCUUCAUAAUUGAAAAAGUCGUGUUUGCUUAUAAACUCAAGCAAUUGUGAUUAUUUUCACUUAUAUCAUUG